Messenger RNA from Porites lobata, 315 nucleotides. NCBI's taxonomy places the organism in Eukaryota, Metazoa, Cnidaria, Anthozoa, Scleractinia, Poritidae. The record is from the annotation of a GenBank genome assembly.
AUUGAAGCAGCCAAUUUGGAUCUGUCUAGUCACUUACCUUUAUUCAGGCCAUUAACGAAGAACAAGUCGGGUUAUACCCUUAGGAAUGGCAAGUUAUCCUAUACUCGCUGCAGGGAAAUAUUUAAGACUACUUUGAAAGAUUUGGGCUAUGACCCCAAGGAAUAUGGCCUACAUAGUCUGCGUUCAGGGGGUGCUACAGCUGUUAUCAGUAAUAACGCUUCCAAAGCCGUUUCUGAGAGGUUGUUGAAACUUCAUGGGCCGGCGCUGGAAAACAGACGAAGCAAAAGACAUGUACGUUUUAGAGACAGAAUGUAA